AGAAAGAAGAAAGAAAAAGGUUUUGGUCGAGGUCGAGGGAAUGGCCGAGACACCCGUGGAAGAGGUCGAGGUCGUGGGCGUUUUGGUAGUCGAGGAGGAGGUCCGGGUCGCAGACAGAAUUCUCCAGAUGGGAGACAACAAGCUGAAAAUUCAACCAAAGAUCGCUCCAAACUGCAGUGUUUUAGGUGUGAUGCUUUUGGACACUUUUCGGCUGACUGUCCAA
This is a messenger RNA of Cuscuta campestris, 223 nucleotides long. NCBI's taxonomy places the organism in Eukaryota, Viridiplantae, Streptophyta, Magnoliopsida, Solanales, Convolvulaceae. The record is from the annotation of a GenBank genome assembly.